ACUCACGGUUAUAAAAAUACCCGUGUCCGUGUGGACUAGGCCUCAGUUUAUGAAAAAAUCAAUCACCUAAGCAUGCAGGCAGCUUUUACAAACAUUUGUGGUACAGUGAAAGGUUGCCACCUGUGCAAUAAGUCCAUUCGUGAAAUUUCCUCACUACUGAAUAUUCCCAGUCAAAUGUUAGUAAUAUUAUAACAAAAUGAAAGCAAUUGGGAAUGACAGCAACUCAGCCAUGAAGGGGCAGGCCACGUAAAAUCACAGAGCGGGGUCAACGCAUGCUAAAGCACACAGUGCAGAGUCAAUAACUACAGACCUCCAAACUUCAUGUGGCCUUCAGAUGAGCUCAAGAACAGUGCGUAGAGAGCUUCAUGGAAUGGGUUUCCAUGACCGAGCAGCUGCAUCCAAGCCUUACAUCACCAACGUCAAUGCAAAGCAUCGGAUGCAGUGGUGUAAAGCACGCCGCCACUGGACUCUAGAGCAGUGGAGACGUAUUCUCUGAAGCGACGAAUCUCGCUUCUCUGUCUGGAAAUCCGAUGGACGACUCUGCGUUUGGCGAUUGCCAGGAGAACGGUACUUGCCUGACUGCAUUGUGCCAAGUGUAAAGUUUGGUGGAGGGGGGAUUAUGGUGUGGGGACGUUUUUCAGGGGUUGGGCUUGGCCCCUUAGUCCCAGUGAAAUGGACUCUUAAUGUUUCAUCAUCCCAGGACAUUUUGGACAAUUUCAUGCUCCCAACUUUGUGGAUUGACCCUUCCUGUUCCAACAUGACUGUGCGCCAGUGCACAAAGCAAGGUCCGUAUGGAUGAGCGAGUUUGGUGUGGAGGAACUUGACUGGCCUGCACAUCAACCCAAUAGAACAUUUUUGGGAUGAAUUAGAGUGGAGGAUACGAGCGAGGCCUUCUCGUCCAACAUCAGUGUCUGACCUUACAAAUGUGCUUUUAAAAGAAUAGUCAAAAAUUCCCAUAAACACACUCCUAAACCUUGUAGAAAGUCUUCCAAGAAGAGUUGAAGCUGCAACUGCGGGUUCACACCAGCCGUGUUUGGGCCGUCAAAUUCGCGUCUACCGCGUCUAGUUUGCCGCUUGAACAUUUUGAGUUUACUCGCUUCAUUCGUGCAUGAAAUUCUAGUCAUCGAGACAUCACGCGGAAAUUUGCGUGAUGGGAGGGGCUUCUGCGACUUUCUGUAUCACGUCACUAGUAGAGCAAGCUCCUGAUUGGUUAACAAGGCGUGUCUUUCCGGCAAAGUUCAAUUUUUCAACUUGCGUGUUUCCCUCAGCAACGCUCAAUUUGCGCGAAGUAGACGUGCAAAUGAGGCGAAAUCACGUCUACCACGCCGUGCUUAACGCCUCAUUCACGCCACGAGACCUCCAGACGACUUAACAUUGAAAUCACUUGCGCUUGACGCCUCUAACGCGGCUGGUCUGAACGCAGCAUUAUAGCUGCAAAGGGUGGACCAACUGCAGAUUAAACCCUAUGGAUUAAGAAUUAAGGUUCAUGUGUAUAAAGGCAGGUGUCUCAAAACUUUUGGCCAUAUAGUGUAAGUGAAAACCUAAAAGCAUGUGAUCGUGUAAUUCUAGCUAUAACUUCAGUGUAUGUGUCCUAAUCUGGGUUGCCAAGUCUACGGUUAUCCCACAGAAUUGGACUAAUUUAAAGUGAUAGUUUACCCAAAACGAAUAAUUUCAUUUUCUCACCCUCAAGUUGUUUCAAACCUGUAUAAAUUUCUUUGUUUAACUGAAUACAAAGAAAGAUAUUUGUAAUGAUAUAUGAUGAUUCUUUUCAAUGUCUAAUACGCUAUCAUCCAUAGUUAGAUCAAAGUUUAUUAUGAGACACUAUGAUUUAACCCAUAAACAAAUAUUAUGAAAAUACAACAGGGUUUGUAUAAAUACAUUAUGCAACCUGCCACAUUUCUAUUCAACCGAUUUCCCCAACCAAAUAUUUUCUAAUCAACUCUUGAGGACCAUACUACUGUAUAUAUAAAUAUAUCAUGUGUUCAUGUAAUUAUGAUCACGAUAGUCUCCGUGAUUAGAAAAUAACACAAAUACAAACAUCUGACAUCUGACUCCUGUGUUUAUAUUCACAAAUAAUACAUUUCUAUCUAAAGCAUCCGUCAAUUUUUCAUAAACUCUGAUGGGAAUUAUACACAGUUAUUUUUCCUACAGUUUUAUUAUCAAUUUAUGAAAUUCAAGGCGUGCUUGAACACUGAGGUGAAGCCAGAAUAUUUUCAUGGACAGCCUUAAUGGAACUUGCAGUACACUCAUAAUUUACAUGUCCGAUACAUGAAAGUGAAUCUCGGAGGCGUGGGGUUGGCCUUUUACUCACACACAUGUGGUCGAUGGUGACCAUGUAACCAUUCUUCUCACUAUCUGCGUCGAGAUUCACACUGAAACACAACAGACCAAAACAAAACGAGCCUACGCAUUAUAUAUCAACUGGUAUUACAUAAGGUGAGUCUAAAUCCAACUUCACUUUCAUUUAUCAAAUAUCAUGAUCGCUUUUUAAUUCUAUGGUCGUCAUCUAAGAUGGACUGGACGCUUAUGGUGCUCUGUGGCAUUCUGGGGUCUGGCCUCAGCCAAAAUCCACCGUGGUUCGAUAACAUCACAACAGAUCUAUUCAGAUCUCCUGGAGAUAUUAUGAUUGGAGGAAUUUUCCCCAUUAAAGAACUCACGAGCAACUUGAGCCAACGAGUGACACCAGAUGACGUUCAUUGCGACAGGAUCAGCUCUUACGGUCUGUCUAUCUCAUUGGUGAUGAAGUACUGCGUGGACGAGAUCAACGCUAACACAAAUCUUCUUCCUGGAAUCAAACUGGGCUUCGAGAACUACGACACCUGCCAGCAACCGUCCGUCGUCAUGUGGCCCGUGCUACAAUUUCUCACGAGGGAAAAUACAGAGGAAAUGGACAUCUCCUGUAACUACACUGACUACAAGCCUCGCGUUAUAGCUAUCAUAGGCCCAAACAACUCCGAGCUGGUGCCGGUCAUAGGAAAGCUAAUUGGAUUUUUCUUGAUGCCGCUGAUUAGCUAUGGAGCCACCAGCGACACAUUCAGUGACAAAGACACAUUCCCAUCUUUCAUGCGUACGGUCCCCAGCGAUCGCUGGCAGGCUGCCGCCAUAGUGCAACUUUUAAACCAGUUUCAGUGGAACUGGGUGUCGGUGGUAGGCAGCGAUGAGGAGUAUGGUCAGAGUGGUCAGCAGCUGUUCUCCAGCAUGGCCAAUGACGGGUCCAUCUGUGUGGCCUAUCAAGGUUUGAUUCCUGUCUACAGCGACCCCAAGCCAAUGAUAACGGAGAUACUUGACCACAUUGUGGAAGCCAAUGUAGGAGUAGUGGUGGUCUUCUCUCUCCCCAAUCCGGCCAGAGACUUCUUCACAGAGGUUAUCAGAAGGAACAUGACAGGAGUCUGGGUUGCAAGCUCAUCGUGGGGUCUGGACGAUGUUGUGUCCAGCCUGCCUGGCAUCAACACUAUAGGCACAGUACUGGCAUUUGCAGACAUCACUAGAAAUCUUAGCCUAUUUACGCCGUACGUCCGAGAGCUCUUCACAAAAGUAGAGAACGAGAGACCACAGCCGGACCUAAACAGCUCACCUCUGGACAACCCUUGCCCUGCAUGCAGCCAAGUCACCAAAGCCAACAUGAGCAUGGUGGAGACAAAUGUUGUCCAGCGAUCGGCUUUCAGUGUGUACACUGCCAUCUACUGUGUGGCAUACGCACUUCAUGACCUGCUGGGAUGCAAUGCCAGCCGAUGUGCAAUAAAUCCCAGUACACAAAAAGUCUAUCCAUGGCAGUUGUUACAGAAGCUCCGAAAUGUUAACAUAAAUAUAGAGGGGAUCCUUUUAAAGUUUGAUAAUAAAGGCAAUCCAAACUUUGGCUACGAUAUGCUGCAAUGGAUCUUUAAUGGCAGUAAUGUAAAAUUUCGUGCGAUUGGAUCUUUUAAUCAGACGCUUAAUAUUCAAACACAAAAGAUAAAAUGGCAUACGGCAAAUUCUAAGGUGCCAUCAUCCACCUGCUCCUCAAACUGUGAGGUAGGACAGGUGCGCAGGGUUAAAGGUUUUCAAUCCUGCUGUUUCGACUGCAUUGACUGUAAAGAAGGAACUUAUUUGAACAGAACAGAUGAUAUCCAAUGCACAUUAUGUCCUGUCGGCAAGUGGUCCACCCUACGUAGCACCAGCUGUGUCUUUCCCGUCUAUACUUACCUGGAUUGGCUUCAAUUUGAGUCAAUAGCAAUCCUGCUGGCUGGAAUUUUGGUACUUGCAUCACAUGCAUGGGUAGGGAUUCAUUUUUUCAAGAACAGAGGAACUCCAAUGGUGAAAAUUGCUGGUGGGUCAUUGAGCAGCAUUACCCUGUUGAGCCUAUCAGCACAAUGUGUCAGCCUGGUGCUGUUCCUGGGUCAGCCAAAUGACAUUGCGUGCCGUCUACAGCAACCCUUGAACGUCUUCUUUCCUUCUGUGGCCCUCUCGGUCAUCCUCAGCAGUUCCCUUCAGAUUGUCUGCGUCACAGAAUUUCCCGAAAAAUGCCCCGAUCAUCUGGAGAAUCUUCGCGAGCGAGUAAGCUGGUUUGUGGUUCUGGGUUGCUGUGGGGUCCAAGCCGGGCUGUGCGGUUGGUAUGUCAAAGAAGGUCCCUCCCUAACCCAAUUCCUCACCAGUUUGGAGGUGAACUACGUGACAAGAUUUCUGCGCUGUCCAGUGGAGCCCUUGUUGAACUUUGGCUUGAUGAUCGGAUUCAAUGUGCUACUGGCACUGGUGUCAUUCAUGUCCACCUUCAUGGCUCUAAAACCACCUGGACAGUACAACCUUGCCAGGGACAUCACCAUCUCCUCCUUGAUUUACUGUGUAAUGUGGGUGAUGUUUAUCCCCACCUACACAAGUCUAAAUGAUAAGUAUAAAUCUGUAGCUCAAGCAGUGGUCAGUUUAGGUAGUAAUGUGGGUCUGAUACUCACCUAUUUUUACCCAAAAUGCCAACUGCUAGUCAAACAGCCCGAACUCAAUACAGACGAUCACUUUCGCACAUUUUUGGAAGGGCCACCGCCACCUGAAGAGCCACCUGAAGCACAACCUGAACAAAAUCAUUAAAGCCCUCAUUUAUUGCUGAAAUAACCUCUAAUAUAAAGUUUAGUUUGAGAUAAUGAUCAUCUGACUGUACAUUUUCUCUUACAUAUUAAUAAUAUUAGUAGUGGUUUUGUUCAUAACAUGUUACACAAUGCGAAAACCUAGGUAAAGUCUUUUUGUGUGUGUGAUUUAUUUUCUACAUAAAAUGAUCAUAAUGAAAAAUAAUGUAAAAUAAAUCUUUGGUGUCCCCAGAGUAUGUAUGUAAGGUCUAGCUCAAAAUAUCAUAUAGAUAAUUUAUUAUAACAUGUUAAAAUUGCCACUUUGUAGGUGUGAGCAAAAAUGUGUCGUUUUUGGGUGUGUCCUUUAAAAUGCAAAUGAGCUGAUCUCUGCACUAAAUGGCAGUGCCGUAGUUGGAUAGUGCAGAUUAAGGGGCGGUAUUAUCCCCUUCUGACAUCACAAGGGGAGCCAAAUUUCAAUGACCUAUUUUCCUCAUGCUUGCAGAGAAUGGUUUACCAAAACUGAGUAACUGGGUUGAUCUUUUUCAUAUUUUCUAGGUUGAUAGAAGCACAGGGGACCCAAUUAUAGCACUUAAACAUGGAAAAAGUCAGAUUUUCAUGAUAUGUCCCCUUUAAUAUUGACAGAGUAAGGUCAUGUCAAAGAUUGAAAUCAAUGACUGAAAUCAAACUUUGAUGCUUUAAAUCUCAUCAUUAGAUUAUGAGACUUUACCCUGGAUUUCACAGAAAGAGUCAGGUAUGAAUGAUAGUAAUAAUAGUUAUAGUUAUUGUUUAUAAUUAUUUAUUUGUUUAGCAGACUUUACACAAGAUUGUAGCAAAAUGUAACAAAUAAUUUAGAAAUAA
This is a messenger RNA of Misgurnus anguillicaudatus (oriental weatherfish), 5891 nucleotides long. It is a transcript of the gene tas1r3, whose product is annotated as taste receptor, type 1, member 3. Gene Ontology annotation, biological process: sensory perception of sweet taste; sensory perception of umami taste; G protein-coupled receptor signaling pathway. The record is from RefSeq and is a predicted model, not a curated record. NCBI's taxonomy places the organism in Eukaryota, Metazoa, Chordata, Actinopteri, Cypriniformes, Cobitidae. Gene Ontology annotation, molecular function: G protein-coupled receptor activity. Gene Ontology annotation, cellular component: plasma membrane.